This is a messenger RNA of Schistocerca americana (American grasshopper), 1012 nucleotides long. RefSeq lists its product as uncharacterized. Lineage: Eukaryota; Metazoa; Arthropoda; Insecta; Orthoptera; Acrididae. The transcript is spliced from 4 exons. The record is from RefSeq and is a predicted model, not a curated record. The coding region runs from base 59 to 901 and encodes 280 amino acids.
UGUGUUUAUCUUUGAUAUGUCAUUGUUGGAAUUAUUAUGACAGUGCAGUAGAUGAAAAAUGGUUCGUAAAGAUUCUGCAGUUCUAGAACCUGAGCAGGCUCUCAUAUUUGCAAAAAAACUUUUGUGCAAUAAAGUGUUUUUGGGACAUUAUCAAGAGAGAAGAUAUGUGGAUUCAUUAAAGUCGUACAGAGAUGUUGUUCUUAUCGACGAAGGUGAAAGUGAUUUAAAGUCACAGCUGGACAUUGUGAAACAACAUAUGGCAAUAUACUGUGGCCCCAGUAUUUCGUGGAUUGGUAUAACAGGUCCAGAUGUGGUUGGUGCACCAAAUGGCUAUGCCGUGUGGGUGAAACUACAUGAAAUGCCAUUUGGAAAGUACUGGUUCCAGAUAAAGAGUAUCAAAAUCUCCCAGAGUUGUGAAGUUGUUAUUAGCUUGAAACGUGUCAGAAAGGACAAACAUAGUGGUAAUGAAACUAAAGAUGAGCUGGAAGAGGACAACUCAUUGAGAUCAGUCUCGUCAAUUCUUGUUGACUUUUUCAGUUAUGGAACUGCCAAAAAUCUAGUAAAUAGAAUAACUUCAGAGUUGACGACAGAAAAUGUUAGUAAAACAGUUUGUUUUAUAACAGUGCUUUUAAUUACUGUACUAGCAGGGCUUCUGCAUUUAGUGAAGCUACUGGGAUUUUUUUCUUUGAAAUUCCUGCACCAGCUGACAAUUCUUUUGCAAGUACUGACUCCUUACUUCUUAGGAAUUAUGGAUUUCUUAAGUAAGUGUGUUGGUGGUCUGUACAUUUUGAUAGCAAUGAUGUGGAGAGAUAGGGGGGUACCUCAACAUUCUCGGAUACAAAUAUUCCCAAUGCCGAUUCCAAAACAGAGACGGGUAAAACCCCUCCCACUCCAGUUUUAAAAAUUGGAUAAAAUAAGACUCAACCACUGCUGUGCAGAGGUACACCCUCAAUGUGGGUUCCAAAAAAACUGAUGGGGCAAUGAAAUUCACACCAGUUUUAAAGUUUUUAAA